Molecule: messenger RNA, 357 nt
Organism: Spinacia oleracea (spinach)
Lineage: Eukaryota; Viridiplantae; Streptophyta; Magnoliopsida; Caryophyllales; Amaranthaceae
Exons: 3
Coding region: 1-357 (118 amino acids)
Cellular component (GO): nucleosome
Molecular function (GO): structural constituent of chromatin; DNA binding; protein heterodimerization activity
Source: RefSeq, a predicted model, not a curated record
AUGGUGCAACAACAAUCAAACGCUAAAGUGUUGUACCAACAGGUCGCUUAUGGCAACAUCGAUAUCAUCAAAACUCUAUGUUGGACUAGAGGUAAUUUUCGAUUCAUUGGAGUCGUCUCUAAAGCUGACGGUUCAGUUGUUUUCGAGAUUGGUAACACCAAAGUCAUUACCGUCGUUUAUGGUCCUAGAGAGGUUAUGGAAUUGGCAGGAAAUGCUGCAAGAGACAACAAGAAAACUCGAAUUGUGCCAAGACUUCUUGGUGAUGUGACCAUUGCUAAUGGAGGUGUGAUGCCCAACAUCCACAACCUUCUUCUCCCAAAGAAGGCUGGUGGCAACAAGCCUACCGAAGAUGGCUAA